Molecule: messenger RNA, 1271 nt
Organism: Megalops cyprinoides (Indo-Pacific tarpon)
Lineage: Eukaryota; Metazoa; Chordata; Actinopteri; Elopiformes; Megalopidae
Product: protein AF-10-like
Exons: 8
Coding region: 253-1167 (304 amino acids)
Biological process (GO): regulation of transcription by RNA polymerase II
Cellular component (GO): nucleus
Molecular function (GO): histone binding; nucleosome binding
Source: RefSeq, a predicted model, not a curated record
CCAUCCUUGGUACGCCCGUCAACUGGUGCGCAUGCAUGCCAGACUGUCUACUGUCUGUGUAGUGGUGUGCUCGUCUUCUGCUUGAUUGGAGAGAAUGAAAUAAUGCGUUGAUAGUACGGGGAAGUCACCACGACCGCAGAAAAUGGCUUUUUUACAAAGAGGAACCUAACGCAGUUCAACAGAGAAAGGAAAAGAAAGCAUGUAAAAACAUUUGGUUCCCCUUGUCUCUACAUGUUUUCUUUUCCUCAUUAGAUGGUAUUCAGCGAGCCGUCUCUGCCAGAGGAAGAGGACUACUUGGCGAAUAAUAUGAAGGAGAUGAUCGGGGGCUGUUGCGUUUGCUCAGAUGAGAGAGGCUGGGCGGAAAAUCCUCUGGUUUACUGUGACGGGCAUGGUUGUAAUGUCGCUGUUCAUCAAGCAUGUUAUGGCAUAGUGCAAGUUCCCACUGGCCCCUGGUUUUGCAGAAAAUGUGAAUCCCAGCAGAGAGCAGCUAGGGUGAUUAAGGGCAGGAAGGGGCGAAAGGCCAGUCAGCAGCUCCCGGACGGAGGAGGAAGAUCCACUGCCCACCGCAAAGUUGCCAAGGAAGAGGGACAUGCCAAAAGUUUAAAAAAGGUCAAUACAUGGAGGUGUGAGCUGUGUCCCCACAAGGAUGGUGCCCUCAAGAAGACUGACAAUGGCGGUUGGGCACAUGUCGUCUGUGCGCUCUACAUCCCAGAGGUGGAGUUUGCCAAUGUGUCCACCAUGGAGCCCAUUGUGCUGCAGUCUGUCCCCCAUGAACGCUACAACAAGACCUGCUACAUCUGUGAGGAGCAGGGCCGUGAAAGCAAGGCUGCUACAGGGGCCUGUAUGACCUGCAACAAACAUGGUUGCCGGCAAGCCUUCCACGUCACCUGUGCUCAGUUUGCUGGUUUUCUGUGUGAAGAGCAGGGCUCGGAUGCAGACAACGUCAAAUACUGUGGAUACUGCAAGUACCAUUACAGCAAACUGAGACGCAAAGAGAGGGACAAAAACAAAGCCAGACAUAAGAGGACUGCAGAGUCCCCUGCUCUCUGUCCCAGCCUGACUGUCACCAUAGAGAAGGUGAGCCACUUCGUCUCCUCUCUCCUUGGUCUUAACAAAAAAGAGAAAUUUUGGCAGUGUGGUGUUGUGGUUAGAAUGCUGGGCCUGUAAACUGAAGGGUGUGGUUUCCAGGUGAUCAGUGAGGAAGUCACUGUGCUGCUGUUAAAAUGGGUAAUGGGUGUCCACCAAGCCAAGAAAGACUGCAGUAUAUUGAA